GAUGGAGUCUCUAUUCGGUGGUGAGCUGAGGCUGCUGGGAGGUGGCGAGGGCUUGAAUGAGGACAGCUGUGGCGACGUGGGCUGGUCCUCCUCGUCCCUCCCUGAUGAUUUGUACUCCGUCUCCCACUUCACCCUCAUUACCGCCUACCAGGACAUCAAGACACGGCUGGCGGGCCUGGAGAGAGAGAACAGCGGUAUCAAGAGGAAGCUCAAGAUCUACGAGAUCAAGUUCCCUAUGAUCAGUGAGUUUGGGGAGGACAGGAACUCCUACUGCAGCUUUGAGUCCAAGGAGACAGCUCUACUAAAGUCAGAGAAGAGCAACCUGCAGCAGAGAGUCAACGCCCUCACCCACGAGCUCCAGAAGAGGAAAGAGCGUGAGGAGCAGCUGGAGGAUGUGAUCCAGGCCUAUGAGAAGAUCCACAUGGAGAAGAACAACCUCCAGAGAGACCUGGACAAAAUGACCAGUCUAGUGGAGAAGCACGUGGAGCAUAUCGUGGAUCUGGAGUCUGUUCUGAGACAGAGAGACAACUCGCUACAGAAGCUCAACACCCAGCUACACAGCAAGGACAUCCAAUACCUGCAGCUACACAGCCCAGACAAUCACAUGCUGGACUGUCCUGCGCUGACCCUGCAGAGCUCUCGUAGUCUAGACACUCUGUCAGACCUGAAGCUGCAGCGUCUGGAGGCGGAGCUAGAGGGGGCGCGGCAUGAGGUCCAGCGGGCGUGUCAGAGGGAAGAGGAAAUUAAGGCCAAGUGUGAGAGACUGCAGGAGGAGCUGAGACAGAUCCAGAACAACCACAUAGGGAGGGAAAUGACUUCGCCGUGUGAGCAGUGUGAUGUGGAGUGGAUAAAGAAGGUGGGAGAUGAGCAGGUGAAUUUGGCGCUAGCCUACACAGAGCUAACUGAGGAGUUGGGACGUCUCCAGGCACUGAGCUCCAAACAGAAAGAGAUCUUGAGGAAGGUCUCUCAGGAGCAGCAUAGCCCAGUCCAACGCCACUCCCACCCCCCAUCUCCCAUCCCUCACCAACGCCACUCUCCUGUGCCCCAGCGACACUCCCCCAUUCCCCAACGCCACUCCCCCAUCCCUCCUCAGCACCACUCCCCCAUUGCUCAGUGCCGCUCCCCGGUGCUCCAGCCGCAGCGUCUCUCCCCGGACAUGCACCGCCGCUCGCCCCUGCUGGACAUCAACGACGGGCCUGCCUCCUACUCCUGCCGGCCAGCCAGCCACCACCUGAGGGCCAGCUUCCAGGGCCGACGGAGCUACUCCGAGGUGGCCGAUCCCUCGGCCUACCAGCGGCCGCCGCGCUUCAGCCUGGACCCUGUGUCCACCCUGCCCAAGCCUCGGCCCUACAGGGACUCCGGCUACUCAAAGCAGCAUCAGCAGCAUGAGCAUGGAGGCUCCCAGCAUGGAGGGUCACCCCACAGAGGAGGCCAGCUGCGAGCUUCCCAGUCUGGGCUAGAGAGGGCAGGCAGCGAGGUGGGCCUCCACGAAAGUUCCCGCCACUCUCGAGAGCUGCCCUUCCCCCUGUCCGAGGUCUCUCCCAGGUCUCACCUGCACUUUGAGCCCCUGCCACCCCCCACGCCCGCCCCCCAGCUUCCGCAGUCCUCUGAAGACGAGGAAGAGUGGACCUGUCCGCACCCCAUCAGCCCCCCACGGACACUGGGCGUGCCCAACAAUGUGUCAGCUCAUGGGGUCAUGAGGGGGCUGGCGUCCUGCUCGGCCUUCCCCAUCCCUUCCAGACCCAACACUCUGACCUGCCACCCGCCAGGUUACCUGCAUGCAGAGCACGCCCAGUCCUGGCCCUCCAUCAAUCUGUGGAUGGAGACAGAAGAGAGUGACAUGAGGAGCUGCCCUCUGUGCCAGCUGAUCUUUCCCAUGGGUUACCCUGACGACGCCCUCAUCAAGCACAUCGACUCGCACCUGGAGAACAGCAAGAUCUGAUCGCCAUGGCAACACUGCACCCUCUUUUUAGUUGCAACAAUUUUUACUUACAUUGUGGAGAAAUUUUAGGUUUGGUUUUGUUUUAAAGCUGGGCGCCUUUUCUUUGACAAGACAAGAUGGCUUAUUGUGUGUUUAGUAGUCCAUGUAUGGGACUAGGUUUAGGGAAUGGCUUCAAUGUUCAUGACAGACAAUAUCCUGAGGGUUUCAGGCAACUUGCAGUCCAUUUGUUUUUAUAUCUUACACUUUACCACUACUACUUGCUGUAAAGCAGCCUGCUUUAGUUGCCUCUACCCGUGUACAGUAUAAGGCUUGUGCAAUACAGACCAACCACAAUUAAUUCCUGGAAUUAUCUGGGUGACCCGAAUGGAUAAAUCCAGUUAGUUUGUUCUUCAGGGCUUGACGAUGUGCGGUCAGAGGUCAGAGUUAUGAAGAGAGGAUAGCAGUGUUGUGACUGUGACUGAUUGUGUGUAGGUAAGAAUUUGUCCUGCAGGUUGGGGCAUGUAGUUGCCGUGAUGACCUUGCUGUAGUGAAGCGCAUAGGCAGAUUAUCUUUAUGCUUGCGGCCUGAUCAGAAAUCCAUAUCAAUCUGAGCACAUUAAGUUAACCUACAGUAUAUAAGCCUAUAGUAGAGAAUAAUUUCCCCCCUAUAAUAUUCAUUUAACCCCCUAGAGUUGAUGUCUGCGCCAAGCGAAAAUCUAUUUAGCAGAAUACACAAAUCCCCAUAAAAAUCUGUCAGAUUAAGCUAGAGAUAUCUGUUUUUUUACGAUGUCACACUUCCGCAUCUGCAG
Molecule: messenger RNA, 2729 nt
Organism: Coregonus clupeaformis (lake whitefish)
Lineage: Eukaryota; Metazoa; Chordata; Actinopteri; Salmoniformes; Salmonidae
Product: TANK-binding kinase 1-binding protein 1-like
Exons: 9
Coding region: 2-1942 (646 amino acids)
Biological process (GO): canonical NF-kappaB signal transduction
Cellular component (GO): cytoplasm
Source: RefSeq, a predicted model, not a curated record